AUGGGCCUCUCUUCAAUUGUUUCCGGGUACUUGUUUCUUACCGGCUUUGCGGUCGGCCAAAUCGAAGUUGGCUUCCAAUCACACACCAGGCAAGCCCCGCCCGCGAGCGGGUAUCCAAGUCCGGGAUUUUCUAACAGCCGACUGACAUUAAUUCAUUCGCAGUGCGAUGCUGUGAUUGCCGCUGGACUCUCCGACCGAGUGUUUUUCCCGUUGGACCAGGAGUACAAUUCCAGCGUCACGUCCUAUUGGUCUGGAUCAGCUGCUUCCCUUCGCCCAUGGUGCAUUGUCAAGCCUGAGAGUGCUGAGGAAGUCUCCAAGGCAUUUUCAGCACUCGUCAAGACGAGUCCUGCGGGCAACUGGGACAUCGCGGUUCGCGGCGGAGGCCACUCCCACUUCCCCUCGAACAUUGUGGCCGAAGGUGUGACCAUUGACCUCAGCCGCAUGAAUUCAACGGUCUACAAGAAUUGCAGUGUAAGCUCGGACUCUUCCAAUUCGCUGCUUUCUUGCGGCAAGAACUCAACCUCCGAGAAGGGAACUUUAUCCAUUGGACCCGGUGCCAGGUGGGCUGGCGUCUACGAGGAAGUUGAGAAGCAUGGCGACUUGACAGUCACAGGCGGUCGUGGUGGCAAUGUCGGCGUUUCUGGCCUGACCCUCGGAGGUGGCGCAUCUUAUCACACCGGCUACCGUGGUUUCGCGUGCGACGACGUGAAAAACUACGAGGUGGUUCUCGCAGACGGCACCAUUGUCAACGCCAACGCGGGCGAAAAUCCAGACUUGUAUAAGGCUCUGAAGGGUGGCAGCAACAACUUCGGUAUCGUCACCCGCUUCGACAUGCAGACGUUCGCUUCAGCCCCAGGAGGUCUUUACGGCGGCCUCAUUUUCAUGGACUAUGUCUAUCGCGAUACUGUCAUGAAGCAAUUCGUUAGGCUGAUUGACAUCAACGAGCAACAUCCAGAAGACACUGAGGUUGUCACCUUCACCUACUCAGGAGAGGGCCCCCCAAUGAUUGCUAUUGUUGCGAUCAACACCGCCGGCGUUUCUAACUCGACCUCCUUUGCGCCUCUGUCUACUCUACCAACCAUCCUUGACGACCGGAAGCGGAAGACUUACGGUACUGCCAUCACUGAUCACAUCGCGGUCGGUGGCCCACGGAGUGCCUGGUUCUCGAUCUGUUUCCAGAAUGACAUCGAGGUUAUGAACAAGAUGGCAGGGCUCUACGACCAACUUCUCGUUGACCUCAAGGCCGUGAUUCCGUCCCCAGACCUCGGUGUUGCCUUCGUGAGCCAGCCCCUGCCGAAGUAUUUCGCGACCACGGGAAGUGGCAACAACGUCCUGGGUCUCGACACCUCAUUGACACACGAUUCGAUUAUUUGGCUUGGCCAAGUCAACACUCGCACUGCUGAGCAGGAGUCACUGGCCCAGGCCAAGCUGGCGGCUGUGACUGCCGAGCUCGAGGCCUUUGCCGAAGCCAUAGGCAAAUCGACCUCAUGGCGUUACUUGAACUAUGUUAACCCCGCCCAAGAUCCCAUCAAAACGUAUGGGGAAGAAAAUGUCAAGUUUUUGAAGGAAGUUGCAGCAAAGUACGACCCGACUGGCGUGUUCCAGACGAGGGUUCCUGGAGGCUUCAAGAUUUCGAAGGUUUUUUUGUAA
Messenger RNA from Colletotrichum gloeosporioides, 1650 nucleotides. RefSeq names its product putative FAD-linked oxidoreductase. Gene Ontology annotation, molecular function: oxidoreductase activity; FAD binding. The record is from RefSeq and is a predicted model, not a curated record. The transcript has 3 exons. The coding region runs from base 1 to 1650 and encodes 549 amino acids. Lineage: Eukaryota; Fungi; Ascomycota; Sordariomycetes; Glomerellales; Glomerellaceae.